Molecule: messenger RNA, 1965 nt
Organism: Hyaloperonospora brassicae
Lineage: Eukaryota; Oomycota; Peronosporomycetes; Peronosporales; Peronosporaceae
Source: the annotation of a GenBank genome assembly
AUGAGCAGCGCACCCGCUCCUCCCGCCACGGACCCCACAGCCGCUGCCCCCGUGAGUAAAAACGAGCUCAAACGUCGUUUAAAAGCCGAAAAAGCCGCGAAGGUCAAAGCCGAAAAAGCCGCGAAAAAAGCCGCCGCGCCCGCCACGCCGUCGCACCAAACAGCCCUAUCCCUCGCAGACGAGGACGAGUUGGACCCGACGGCGUACUUUUCGAACCGCGAGAAAAUGUUGCGCGAACUCGAAGCCGAGGGCGUGAACCCCUACCCGCACAAGUUUGCCGUCUCCCUCUCGUUAGCGACGUUCCACGCGGCCUAUGGCACUAUUGCCGCCGGCAGUCACGUGGCCGACACCGUCGUCACCGUAGCCGGCCGUCUCCACAGCAAACGCGUGUCGGGCGCCAAGUUGGUGUUCUACGACCUGCGGGCCGACGGCCUCAAGCUCCAGAUCAUGUCGGACGUGGGCUCGUACGAGAGCGCAGCGGCGUUUGCAAAGGUCCACAGCCUCUUGCGGCGCGGCGACAUUGUGGGCGUGCGGGGGUUUCCCGGCAAGUCGAAGAAGGGCGAGCUCUCCAUCUUCCCGCAGCACGUGACGCUGCUCUCGCCGUGUCUGCACAUGCUGCCCAAGAGCCACGCGGGCCCGACGCUCCAGCAGGACACGCGGUACCGCCAGCGCUACUUGGACCUCAUGCUCCACGACGACACGCGGGCCGUGUUUUACACGCGCGCCAAGAUCAUUAACUUUCUCCGGCGGUUCUUGGACGACCGCGCGUUUCUGGAAGUCGAGACGCCCAUGAUGAAUAUGGUUGUCGGCGGCGCCACGGCCAAGCCGUUUGUCACGUACCACAACGACCUGCACAUGAACCUCUUUAUGCGCGUCGCGCCCGAGCUCUACUUGAAGCAACUGGUGAUUGGCGGCCUCGACCGCGUCUACGAGAUUGGCCGGCAGUUCCGGAACGAAGGCAUUGACUUGACGCACAAUCCCGAGUUCACGAGCUGCGAGUUCUACAUGGCCUACGCCGACUACAAUGACCUCAUGACGAUGACGGAGAAGCUCUUCUCGGAAAUGGUCAAGGAGAUCACGGGCAGCUACAGCAUUACGAUCCAGAAGGAAGCAGGCGAGGAGCCCGUGACGAUUGACUUUACGCCUCCGUUCAAGCGAGUGAGCAUGGUGGCUGCUGUCGAGGAGGCCACGGGUGUCACGAUACCCAUUGAUGAACCCGACAAGUGUGUGGCUGUGCUCGAGGAACUAGUGACCAAGUACGAGCUCGAGUGCGCUGCGCCGCGCUCCAUCGCUCGUCUCUUGGACAAGCUAGUUGGUCACUUUAUCGAGGACAAUAAGGCGUACUGGACCAAGCCGUUCUUUAUCAUGGACCAGCCCGUGUACAACUCGCCUCUGGCCAAGUACCACCGCACAAAGCCAGCGCUCACGGAGCGUUUCGAGCUCUUUCUAGCUGGUGCCGAAGUGUGCAACGCCUACACUGAGCUCAACAAUCCCAAGGUGCAGCGUGAGCGCUUUAUCGAGCAGAUGGAACAGGCUGCUGCUGGCGAUGACGAAGCCCAGCCACAUGACGAGUCGUUCUGCACGGCCAUGGAGUACGGCCUGCCGCCUACUGCCGGGUGGGGCUGCGGUGUCGACCGUUUGACAAUGUUCUUGUCCAAUCGGUUUAACAUCAAGGAGGUGCUGCUUUUUCCUGCUAUGAAGCCGGACGAACAGGUCGCCCCGGCCCCUGCGGCUAGCCCCUCGGCUGCACUGAUCUCUGCAACGGGCUCGGUGGCCCUAGACGUGCUCGAUAAGCGUUUGGCUGGAUCCACUUUUGUGAACGGAUCGUCUCCUUCGAAGGACGACACGGCUGUGUUUGAGCGCGUGAAGGUUGUAGGCAAGGACGUGUUGAAAAAGUUCCCGAACGUCGACAAGUGGCUUGACUUUGUGACUGCGUUUCCAAACGAAUUGCGAGCCAAAUGGUAG